Erythranthe guttata (spotted monkey flower) is the source of this 516-nucleotide messenger RNA. NCBI's taxonomy places the organism in Eukaryota, Viridiplantae, Streptophyta, Magnoliopsida, Lamiales, Phrymaceae. The record is from RefSeq and is a predicted model, not a curated record.
AUGAACAAUAUACACGUGAAGAGUUCGACUGGAUUCACAAUCCACUUAUGCGUUUGCACCAACACCACAAUCGGUGGAAUCAAAUCGACGGUCCACGAAAAGAAAGGCAUUCCCCCAAUUCAGCAGAUACUUUUCUUCGGCAACAUGCAGCUCGACGACCACCGCACACUCGCCGAUUACGGUAUCGGCAACGACUCCACCCUGCGCCUCUCCGUUACGAGUUUCCCGAUUUCGGUGGUCAGCGUGUCGGGAUCGAUCACUUUAGAAGUUAAGUUUUCCGACACGGUGGGCGAUGUCAAAUCGGAGAUCCAUAAAAGGGUAGGCAUUCCGGCCGUCGACCAGGUACUCGUCUUCGAGGAUAAAUGGCUCGACGACAACAAUCGCACCCUUGCCGAUUGCAAUAUGGAGAGCGAUAAUUCGGUUAUCCGCCUCUUAGUUUCGAGGUUGCGUGGCGUGAUGAAGAUUCGUGUCGAGAGCGUGAGCGGAACGAUCACCACCUUAGUGUCAAGGCAAUGA